CCCAGCCCUCACUAAACAAAAACGCUCUCUCUCUCUCUCUUCUGCUACUGUUGGUGUUUUUACUGUGCUACUGAUCAUCAGUCAUCACCAGUUUUCUGGUGGUGUCAGGCGUAGUCAACUUGAAAUAAAUACUGUUUCAAUCACAACCCAAUUCAAAUUUCAGUUUCAGUUCUAGCCUCCCCUCUAUCAUCAUCCCAAAUUUGAGAAUUAGGGUUUGUGUAUUGUGUUCCAAGAAUGAAUAGUUCGGGUUUGGGUGGUGGUUUUUUGUCUGGUCCUGGUGGGGGGAUUUUGGACCUGGAAUCUCCGUUUCAUAGGCACCAACAGACCCAAUUAGGUCAUCCAUCAGUACCUAGUCAACAGCAUAUGAAUAUUAUGAGUGGUCUGGAAAAUGAUCACCCAAUUGACCUGAUUGAAGUGAAUGCUGCGAUGAAUUUGAAUAAAGGAAAGGGGAUUGUUACUUCUAAUCCUGCCAAUAGUAAUGAUUUGAGCGAAGAAGAUGAGCCAUGCUAUGCAGAAGAUGGGAAUUGCGAGAACUUAGAUGGCAGGAAGAGCAAGAAAGGGUCUCCAUGGCAGCGAAUGAAGUGGACGGACGAAGUGGUUAGGCUUCUUAUUGCAGUGGUGAGUUGUGUGGGCGAGGAUGGCACAAUUGGUGGCAUGGAUGGUCAUAAAAGGAAAUACGGGGCUUUACAAAAGAAGGGCAAGUGGAAAACCGUCUCCAAGAUAAUGAUAAGCAAGGGUUGUCAUGUCUCGCCACAGCAGUGUGAGGACAAGUUCAAUGACUUGAAUAAGAGGUACAAGAGGUUGAAUGAUAUACUUGGAAGGGGAACUUGUUGCCAAGUGGUUGAGAAUCCUGCACUGAUGGAUUCCAUGCAUAACCUGACAGCUAAGGCUAAGGAUGAUGUUAGAAAGAUAUUGAGCUCAAAACACUUGUUUUAUAAGGAGAUGUGUGCCUACCAUAAUGGGCAAAGGAUGUCAAAUUGCCAUGACCUUGACUUACAGGGUUAUGCUCUGGAACUUGGGAGGGACUCAAGAGAUAAUGAUGGCUCUGAGGAUGAAGCUGAGGAUAACAAUGAAAGUGGGGAUGAUGAGUUGGAUAAUGAAAUUAAUAUUAAUGCACAUGGGGAUGGAGGGAGGAUGCGGGAGCUCCGUGAUGGGAAUAAAUCAAAUGAGGAGGAUGGCCAAUUUUGGCGACAAUCUGUUGGGAUGGAUAACUUUGAGGUUGAAAUGGCAAGGGUUUUUCAAGACCCCACGAAGUCAUCGUUGGAACGAAGAGAGUGGCUUAAGAUACAGAUGUUGCAGCUUCAAGAGCAACAUGUCAGCUACCAAGCUGAAGCUCUUGAACUUGAGAAACAAUGGUUUAAGUGGUUAAGAUACCGCAGCAAGAAGGACAGGGAGUUGGAGAGGCUGAGGUUGGAGAUUAAGAGAAUGAAAUUAGAAAAUGAGUGCAGAGUUUUGAAACUGAAGCAGAAAGAGCACGAGAUAGAUUUCAGUAUGGCUGAGAUGUCCUUAGACCCUGCAUCUCUUGGAAUCAACAGGCCGCAAGGAAGGGACCACAUCAACUUGGGCGGACAGCAGUAGCUCCUUCUCUGGAGGGAUUCGGUCAUCAAUGCUUAAAUAAUGUAUGAAAUGAAACCCUAUUGUUUAAUAUGUUUCAUAAUUGGUUAAAAUAGUUGAACUAACAUGGUAGGUUAUAUAUUUAGAAUUACAUUGAUUUGAAAAUGAAUGAUAUACUUAUUUGA
Molecule: messenger RNA, 1739 nt
Organism: Gastrolobium bilobum
Lineage: Eukaryota; Viridiplantae; Streptophyta; Magnoliopsida; Fabales; Fabaceae
Exons: 2
Coding region: 235-1578 (447 amino acids)
Source: RefSeq, a predicted model, not a curated record